This is a messenger RNA of Chaetomium fimeti, 1587 nucleotides long. RefSeq lists its product as uncharacterized. NCBI's taxonomy places the organism in Eukaryota, Fungi, Ascomycota, Sordariomycetes, Sordariales, Chaetomiaceae. The record is from RefSeq and is a predicted model, not a curated record. The transcript has 5 exons. The coding region runs from base 1 to 1587 and encodes 528 amino acids.
AUGAAUGCCGACUCACUGGUCAGAAUCCUGCGGGCGUACGACGUGUCGUUGGAUGCAGCAGCAGUGAAAGCGGCCGUUUCGGCCUCGGACUCGACCCAUCUUGUACACUGGGCCACGGUCCAUCUCACUCCCGAUACGCUGCUCACCGUCGACGAGUUGAACCAAUAUGCCGCCCUCGGAGAAUCGGGCCUGGCCGAGAAGCUUGCCAUAUCGUCAGACCUCACCGCGGCUCGUGUCCUGAGUGACCAAGAGAUCAAGGACGCCAUAGAGGAACUCAAUCGCUCUACGCAGGCUAUCACGCGACAUACCGAGACCCUCAGGCAGCAACAGGAAGCUCUCGGUCGGCUUGUCGAUGCUGGUUGCGUGAGCAACAAGGAACGUGUCGCCGUUGAAGAAGGUCGGACCGGGAAAUGGCAGGCUGAGCGUAGCAACCUCGCAUUAGAAGCAGAUGAGCUCUCGCAGUCGCUGGGCUCCCGCAUCCGCGAACUCGAGCAACAGCGCACCGGGGCUGGCGCGACAAUCCAGCAAACCGUGGACACAUUGUUCCGCUCCGAUGACAAACUCUUAUCCAGUCUUCAAAAGCUAGGAUGGGAGUUGGAAACGAAAGAUGACGAGGAACAGCAGGACGUCGCUCUGCUGCGCGAAACUUGCGCAAGGCUGAUCAAGUUCACCGUGGAAGGAAUCCGAACGAAAUUAGAUCGCCUCUAUCUAGAAGCCCUUGAGCUGUCGUCCCAGUCAGGGUCUCCCCGAGUUUCGGCCGACCAAGUAUCGGCAUUGCAAGAGGAGCUCGAGUCCCUCUAUUCGGAAAUUCUCCCGGUCGCCCAGAUGUCUACCGAGCAGCAGUUUCUAGAACCAGCGCUGAAGAGCCUUGCCGCAAAGAAUCGCCAGAGCAUGGCCAAGUCGGCCCGGGCAACCAGCUACGUCCACGAUUGCCUCGACUAUCUCAUUGAUCGUGCGCAAGACAUGAUGGCUCGACUAGAUGCAUUUCAGGCAUACCAAUUCGCUGCUGAUGCUGUUCUCGACGUCGCCAAGCCCGAACUGGACGUCCAAACCCAGACCGCCGAGGCAUCCCCUGCGCGGACGAAGAGCGCCAAGCAACAGAAUGCCAUGUCGCCGGUUCGUCCUCAGCCCAAACAGCGAUCAAGAUACUCAACUGGCGUGCCCAGCAUCCGUCACGAGCCGCCACUAGAGGAGAUCCUACGCACUCUUGCUAUCAAUCUUCCGCAUGACGACGAAGUGCCCGAUGAUCUACGGGAACAAGUCAAAAGUUUAGCAUCAGCGCUUGACACCCGUCGGGCAAAAAUGCGGGAUGUCGCGCUCAAUGUUCAAAACACUUUUGAGGGUGUAGCAGCGAAACAGGUCGCCGACGGGAAGCUGGCAAUCCAGCUUGUACGCGACUCCAUCCUCGCCGAGAGUUCGUUUGGGGAUGCCCGGCUCAUGGAUCCCGAGAUUGAGGGGUCGAUUGCCGUCCUUUCCCAGGAACUGGCCACUGUUGAUGAGAAGCUGAAGGACAUCAACGACGGCGUGGGUAAACUAAAGGGCAGGAACGAGAAGAGGGACGAGUUUAUCAGUCGGUGGGGUUCAUGA